AUGACAUUAUGUAAUGUUCUUCCUGCUUUUUAUUGGCAGAUACAACCAAGCAAUCAAUAUGCAACUAAUAACCUAACGGUAACGCCUUCACCCGUAAAUGUUACAACACUGCUACCAGUUUCACCUGCAUCACCACAAUAUCAUCAUCCAUCAACACCAUCUUCUCGACCAUCUCCAUCACAUGCCCUAUCCACUUCAUCCACAUCGUGUUCACCUGCACAGCCACAGGAGAGUCAAGCAGCCAUCCCACGCCAGUUAAAAUCAAAAGCUUCUGCAGCUGGAAAUUUUAAAAAGGCUGCACAGAUUUUGGCGGUUUCCAUGUUUACCGUGGAGGAACGGAAACAGUCCACCCUUACAGGCGGUAAGGGCAAAAACAAACUGGACCCGGAAAGAAUGCUGCUUAUUUGUGGUUAGUAAAUUCAAAUUUGACAAGGGGAUCUUUUAAAAGGGUAGACUGAGAACAAUGUAAAUGAACCAAUAUUGAAACAACCAUGCACCACCAUAAUUAUUAAUACCUUAAUUAUUUCAUUUAUAGAUUUUCUACGCCGUAUUUAUCCUAAAACAUUCAAUGCCUUCCUAGUCAAUCGUGUAGUUGGACAGGUAUUGAUUGAAACAAGGCUUGGAAGACACCAAUUGAAUGGCGAAACCGCUGCAACUAGCACUUAA
This is a messenger RNA of Paramuricea clavata, 666 nucleotides long. The record is from the annotation of a GenBank genome assembly. Lineage: Eukaryota; Metazoa; Cnidaria; Anthozoa; Malacalcyonacea; Plexauridae.